This is a messenger RNA of Anopheles stephensi (Asian malaria mosquito), 4791 nucleotides long. RefSeq names its product mast/stem cell growth factor receptor Kit. Gene Ontology annotation, cellular component: signaling receptor complex. Gene Ontology annotation, biological process: protein phosphorylation; cell surface receptor protein tyrosine kinase signaling pathway; positive regulation of kinase activity. Bases 596 to 3232 code for a protein of 878 amino acids. The record is from RefSeq and is a predicted model, not a curated record. Gene Ontology annotation, molecular function: transmembrane receptor protein tyrosine kinase activity; ATP binding. The transcript is spliced from 21 exons. Lineage: Eukaryota; Metazoa; Arthropoda; Insecta; Diptera; Culicidae.
AACGCACCAGUUGCAUGCGACACUUGCUGCUCAACGGAAGGUCCCGUUGGCCGCCAUCAGACCUGUGGCUCUCGUGGCGUUUCUCGUGACUGAGUGCUUGCCGGCUCCGUAGUGCCCACCGUAUCUUAUCUUAGUGUUUGGUGUGACGGGAGUGUCACAGUGCUGUGUCGUGUGUCGCAACCGUUUCUGGUCACGCUCGAAAUGAUAAAUUGAUUCAGUGUUUGCGCUAGUGUCACCCCUACCUUGCCAGCAACCAGUGCUAAACGCGUGACGUGUGUAAUGAGAUAUUAAAGCGUACACUAAUGAGCAGUGUAAGCUCCGCAGUAAAUUGAUCGGCGAUUUGUUAGUGAACCAGUUAAGUCCAAGUCUUCGUAUAACUAUAUCAUUCAUAAAUCAUAGCGCGCGAGUCUUUAUGCAAGUGUGCGAUGUGUGCCGAGACAACUGGUCCUGAAGCGAGUGUGCGUGUGUGCGCGUGAUGCAGUAGUUUGCCAGCUGUCGACUGCCACCAUUGCACGGAUGACAGACCACUUAAAGUAUAUAUGUGGUAGCAGUUUCAACGCUACCGGUAGCCUUAUCACUUUAAAAUGACAUUUUAAUGGAGGCUUUUAGCAAAAGCUUCAAUCUACUCCUGAUGCUCUACACGGUGCUGCACGUGGGCAAGGUUUCCGCCUCACCAGAACUUUACGGACUAACAGUUACGCCGGUGCGCAGCGGCCAGCAGGUAAAGCUGCACGUUUGGUGGAACUCCACGCUGCCGAUCGGUACCGGGUACGUCGUUACCGCAACGCAUGUCGAUUCCGAAAAAUGCACCCUCAAGGAUAGUCCCUUUGAAAAUAAUAAGCACAUUAAAUGUGCUCCCGUCUCAUCGAGCACGGAAAAUUCCACCGAAGUUGUAAUACCGGCCGACGACAGCGGGUACGUUAAGCAUGCCUGCCCGAUCCAGCUGCACUGUACCUACUCGUUAGUGGUCGAGACGAUGAGUUUGUCCGACCGAAUAACGCACCUCGUACAGGUGCCGGACUGUGUGGAUGGUUUAUGUUCCUGCCACUACGCCGACCACUUGCCGGUGCCCGUUAACACAUUCGCCACUAUCAACAAAACUAGUGGCCAGCUGAUCGUUAGCUGGGCGCUUAGUGCGUUCGACGAAGCGGAGCUGCCGGAGAACGUUACGCUUAAAGCGAUCUACGUCGGUGUGCGGCGCGGAACGAAUAACGAUCUCGGCUGGGGCGGACAACAUUCCAGCAUGAAAGAGCUAACCCUUCCCAUGGACGCCAGUGGGCACAGCUUCGAUAUCGAAGAGUUUGCCGGAAGCAAGUUUAUCUUCGUCGUUCAGCUGAAAGUAAUAGAUAGCAGAGGUUGCGACCGAGCCGCUGCCCCACUGCGUGUGUCACUGCCCGAUUCGGAACAGCCGCUGCCCAAUGCUGCAACGGUGGGAUUUAAAGCUACCACCACCUGCACGAAUGAUACCAGCUGCGAUUGCGAUCGCUUGAUUAGCUUCCCCGAUUUCCUGCUAGCUGCACGGCUCGAAGGGUCCGAAAUAGUGGUAACAUGGCGCCCAUUAAAACCCGUUACCUGGCACCGGACAUCGUUAUCGGACAUGGUUGGACUGUCACUAGCGAUCCGCGCCGAGCGAAGCGGCGAGCUGCUGUGCUCCGUCACCGUGGAUCCCACCACCAGCACUACCCACACAUUCGCUGUAGAUCAAUUCGCACCGAAUCAUGGCACCAGCUUUCUGCUAGCAGCUUCCUUCAUUGACGCCACCAAUCAUUGCGAGCGAACAAUGCCCACGUACAAGUUUCAAACCCAUCCGCCCGCGAGGUCUAUCUUGCUGCCAACACUUUUCGUCCUGCUUGCAGUAGUCAUUACGGUAGUCGUUGCUAGUUGUUUAUUUAUUUACUACAAACGGCGGACAAAGUUUCGAUGGAAGGCUAAUAAUUGGCGAGGCGUUUAUGUGGGCUCCAGUGGUGAUCAUCAUCCGCAGGGGACAAUGGAAGAAAAUAGAUUGUACAUAGAUAUGGAAAUUUUGAACGCCCGUGCACGUGGCGACGCGGAUUAUUUGGAGGUACCACACGCCUGCCUGCGGAUAGGGCGUGAAAUUGGCAAGGGCGCGUUCGGGCGCGUAUUCAUGGCUAGCGCCGUAAAGUUACCGGGCCUAAAUGGACCUAAAAUUGUUGCCAUCAAGCAGUUAAAAAAAUGUUCGUCGAGCGAUGAGUUUGAUGAGUUUUUGGACGAAAUUGCAAUGAUGAAAAAGGUGGGCAAGCAUCCCAAUAUCGUGGCGCUGCUCGGUUGCUGCACCAUCAAAGAACCGCUUACGAUGAUAAUGGAGUACGUUGGCUGUGGCGAUCUGCUGGAGUAUCUACGGAAAAUUCGUGCCAAACAUUUGGCCAAAGUGCAUCAGCUGGAGGUGAGCGCACAGCUGGAGAAUGCCAACUCGGCCCAGACGGCAGCAGCACCAGCAAACAGCACCAUAUUCGGCCCGAUGGUGAAAUACCUGGACCUGUUACACACGUCCAGCUCCACCUCGGACGCAUCCUACAUAACGCAGACGGAAACCGCCACCCGGCCAUCGGUUACGGAAACGACCUACACCAUCCUGAGCGGUACGAUGGGCGAGGACGACAACAGCUCGGCGCUCGGCAGCUGCUCGCUCGAGUAUGUGCUCGAUCACAAGGAGUUGCAUAAUUUUGCGAAACAAAUUGCCUGCGGUAUGGAGCGCUUGGAGGAGCUGCAAAUCACCCACCGUGAUUUGGCCGCGCGUAACAUUCUGAUCGACGAACGGAAAACGCUAAAGAUAUCGGAUUUCGGUUUGUCCCGCACCGGGAUCUACGUCAACACCAGGAACAAAAAGGUUCCGUUGCGUUGGCUGUCUAUCGAGGCGAUGCGUGAUAAUCUGUACUCGAACAAGAGUGACGUCUGGGCGUUCGGAAUCGUGCUCUGGGAGAUAGGCACACUAGGUGGCUACCCGUACCCUUCCGUGAGCAACCACGAACUGUUCGGCUUCCUGCAGGAAGGUAAGCGACUGGAGCGCCCGGAAAACUGUACCGUCGAGGUGUACGAUCUUAUGCUGCAGUGCUGGCGGGAAGACCCGAACGAGCGGCCCUCCUUCAACCAGAUAUCGAAGCACCUGCAGCCGCACAAAAAAAUAUACAUUGAUUUCAGUGAAAUCGAACCAACGUACGUGUUUCCACCGACCAGCGAUCAAAUACGAUUGGCCAUUGCGAACAAUAAAUGAAACUUCUUUCCCACCAUCGAUCGACCGCAGUGGCAACGUCUUGUGCAACUGCACCGUGUGAGCGUGUGUCUGCGUGUGUAUGUGUGUUUAUGUAUGUGUGUGUGGGUGUGUAUGUAUGGGUGUGAUGUUUUGCUGUCCUUUCUUGUUCUGCGUGUGUUGAUCGCCUGUGUCACUUCUAACUGACGGCGCAUUGCCCAAACCGCACCACAUUGCAUCCAUAACGAGGAGUGUGGUCUGGAUGUGUCUCCCCACCUUUGGAACUGAACUUAUUAUAUACACAUACAAUUGUAGCUGUUUAGAUGUACAUCCCUACGCCCCCUUCCCCCCAAACCCACCUCACCCCUUCGAGCUUACUUCCCGUCGAACGGAAGACGAGUUACAUUGUUUGUCUCGUCGGACCGAGCAAUGUUGCCACCAUUCCACCGUAAGGGCACUUUUGCUAUCUUCAUAUAUAGUUAACUAUCAUAUUUUAACAGAGCGAAACGCGAUUGAAAUGUAUGACCUGUUGUUAGUGUGUACGCCGCCGCCGGCCGCAAAUGUUUCAAACCGUUGCGAAAGCUUAAAAAAAAGAAAACACAUCAUGACUGUGAUAGAAGUAAUACGAAAUGUUACACACCUUAUGUACAGGACUGUUGUUAGGCGUGCAGAAAGGGCGGCAAUGCUUACUCUAUUCUUGUCGCCUUCUUUGGGAGCUGUAACCGAAGACGGUUUCUCUGUCUUUACGUACAUUUUUAGGCUACAAGUUAAGUUAGUUAAAUUCUAUCCCUACCAGUGCCCGCAGAUCGUUGCUGUUAAGCUAAGCUACCGUUAAAGGUCAAAACCAAACCAAAAAAAAAGGUUGGGAAACGGAAGUGUGCUAUACCUUUGUGGUGGUAUAAGGAAUAGGUAUACUAAAUAAUUGAUUGUAGUAAAUAUUAUUUAAUUUAAUCUAUGCUGAUACCAAGUUCUAUAGCCGCUCUCUGCAAUUCCAAGCAGCACCAAUGCCAAUUAAUUCAAUUUCUUGUUUUAAAAAAAAAAAAACAUAUUGGUGGAAGUGCACUAGCGAGCUCAUAAGAAGUACAGUGCGUAACAGAAUAAUAUGCGCACCAUUAUUUUUAUAGAACAACCUGAAAAGUUGAAGGCCCGGUAAAAAUGACGUUCUGCAAAGUUGUAGGGAAUUAAAAAGUACGUUUCUUAAUGUAUGUUGCAUUCUGUACGUCUGUACGCAUCGUUAGAUCGAACAUGGGCGCGGUCUUCACACGGCAGGACUGGGGUUCAAACCCUGUACCAGACCACCUUUCCUACUCAAUCCAGAACUGACUGUCCAGUAAUAAAGGGGUAAAAUCAAGUCACAAAAAGUCAGAAAUGGCAGGCCCAAGCCAUCUCGAGGUUGUAGUGCCAAGGAAAAAUGGGAAAAUGGGUGUUGUUCAUGUUUUUGUGUGUUUGUGGCAAAAAAAUGUUUUAUUGAGAAUUCAUGGUUAUUUUAGGCUAAUAUGAAAGCUAAAAAAAUUGCCAUUAUAUGUAUCAACAUUAUAAUAAAACUUUAAAAAUGAAAUAGGUUGUUUUCGUUAAAAAAAAAA